Messenger RNA from Colletes gigas, 2210 nucleotides. RefSeq names its product protein VAC14 homolog. The transcript has 7 exons. Bases 88 to 2181 code for a protein of 697 amino acids. Gene Ontology annotation, biological process: positive regulation of kinase activity; phosphatidylinositol biosynthetic process. NCBI's taxonomy places the organism in Eukaryota, Metazoa, Arthropoda, Insecta, Hymenoptera, Colletidae. Gene Ontology annotation, cellular component: endosome membrane; PAS complex. The record is from RefSeq and is a predicted model, not a curated record.
AAUUCAGGUGUGUUCGUUAACUGUCAGUGUCAUUGGGUUUCGAUAUAUUGUUUUUUUUUUACCUUUAAAACGUGACAAUAAAAAAUAAUGUCGGAAAGAGAUUAUGCGCCACUCAGUGCUGCUUGUGUACGUUCUCUUAAUGAUAAACUUUACGAGAAACGAAAAGCAGCUGCUUUGGAAAUAGAAAAAAUGGUAAAAGAGUUUGCCGCACAUAAUAAUACCGUUCAAAUUAAACGGCUUUUAAGAGUACUGGGUCAAGAUCUGGCCACUUCGCAAAAUCCACACACAAGAAAGGGUGGUUUGAUAGGCUUGGCAGCAAUAGCGCUUGGUCUGGGAAAAGACACUGGUCAAUAUAUAGAAGAUUUAAUUCACCCUAUUCUAGCAUGUUUCAGUGAUUCUGACUUACAUGUAAGAUAUUAUGCCUGUGAAAGUUUGUAUAAUGUGGUCAAAGUGGCGAGGGGUGCUGUAUUGCCACAAUUUACAGAUAUUUUUGCAGCACUCAGUAAAUUAGCAUGCGAUUCAGAGCAAAGUGUAAAAAAUGCUACCGAAUUACUCGACAGACUCAUGAAGGAUAUUGUAACAGAGAGUGGCCUGUUCAAUUUAGUUGGAUUUAUGCCAUUAUUACGAGAUCGUAUUUAUACCAAAAAUUCAUUUGGUAAACAAUUUGUAAUUGCUUGGGUGUCUGUCUUAGAUGCUGUUCCUAGCAUGGAUUUUAUCAUAUUUUUACCUGAAAUUCUUGACGGUUUAUUUAGAAUAUUAGAAGAUCCAACACCAGAAAUAAAAAAAGUUACAGACACAGUUCUUGGUGAAUUUUUACGCAGUAUAAAGGCUAAUCCUGGAAGGGUUGACUUCCCUGGAAUGAUAAAUAUCUUAAUUGCGCAUGCACAAAGUACAGACGAAUUAUUACAAUUAACAGCAAUUACAUGGAUCAAGGAAUUUGUGCAGUUAUCAGGGCCCCUUAUGCUUCCUUAUAUGUCUGGUAUUCUUAUAGCAGUUUUACCUUGUUUAGCAUACGAUGGAGAUACUAGGAAAUCUAUUAAAGAAACUGCAACACAAGUAAACAUAAACUUAAUGAAAUUGGUAACAAUGGAAAAUACGCAACUUGUAAAUAAUGCCUCCGAAAAUACAGAGAGUGUAGAUUUAUCUAGCGUUGUUGAAGUGCUGACUAAACAUUUAAUGUACAUGUCGGUACAAACAAAAGUUGCUGUUCUAAAAUGGAUUCACCAUCUAUUCACAAACAUACCGCACAAAAUGUUUAACCAUAUCGAAAAUUUAUUUCCGAUUCUGAUGAAGUCUUUAAGCGAUAAUUCCGACGAAGUUGUUCAACAAACGUUAGUCGUAAUGGCUGAAAUAAUUAGUUCGAAAUCUCCCGAAGCAGCUACCACAGACUCGAAUGCAAAGAUUCAAAACAAGUACUUCACAAAAUUUAUUGUGAAUUUAUUAAGACUUUUUUCAACCGACAGACACUUGUUAGAGGAAAGAGGAGCUUUUAUUAUUAGAGAAUUAUGCGUGUUAUUAAGUGCCGAGGACAUUUAUAAAACGUUAGCAAAAAUAUUGCUAGAGGAACCAAAUUUAAGUUUUGCAUGUACAAUGAUACAAACUUUAAACGUUAUAUUGUUAACAAGUUCAGAACUGUUUGAUUUGCGAAAUAAACUUAAAGACUUAGACUCCCUGGAAAGUUGCGAAUUAUUUAAAUGUUUAUACAUCUCCUGGUGUCAUAAUCCUGUUGCAACUGUAGCAUUAUGCCUUUUGUCGCAACAUUAUGGCCAUGCUUGUAAUAUUAUUAAAUCAUUCGAAAAUAUAGAAGUUACCGUAGAGUUUCUUACAGAAAUAGACAAAUUGGUACAGUUGAUUGAGUCUCCAAUAUUUACCUAUUUACGAUUACAACUGCUCGAAAGAGAAGAAAAUGAUGCCUUAGUGUAUGCCCUUUAUGGUCUUCUCAUGAUUCUUCCUCAAAGUGAAGCAUAUGCAACUUUACAAAAACGUUUAGCGGCAAUUCCUCCAACAACAAACUCGAUAUCAAAACCUGCAUCAAGUCUGAAACCGUAUUUCAAGGACGCAUUUAAUUUCCCCGAAUUGUUAAAACAUUUUCACAUUAUUCAAGAACAACAUAAGGAGCAGAAACGUAAACAAAGAUUAACAAAUUUGAUAGAGAAAAAUACAAAUCACACAGAUAUGUAAAUAAUCAUUUUUAUAAAUAAUAAUUUAUA